Molecule: messenger RNA, 1909 nt
Organism: Closterium sp. NIES-67
Lineage: Eukaryota; Viridiplantae; Streptophyta; Zygnematophyceae; Desmidiales; Closteriaceae
Source: the annotation of a GenBank genome assembly
CUCACUUGAUCGCUCGCUGGUGUGAGCUCACAGGCCCAACAACCGAUGAGACAGUCGUAAUUCUGGCCAAUUGGUUUAUGGUCAAGUAUCGCCUUGGACUGGCUUGGUCUGCGAACAGCAUUUUCCGAAUUCCACUCUCGUAGUACCGAUGAUGGAGCUGCCUUUCGUGAAGCCACCUUUCAGCGUGAACAACGCCGCUCGGUCGUCCAAUCGACCAGACCAGUGUGUCUCGAUAGCGUUUGCGUGUCCCGCUCGUUCUGACACGGUACUGCGGCACGAUGGAGGCGCGUUGAAGGGCCUCCAGCUCAUUGCGAACGGCAAUACCAAGUGUACAGAGCCACCCAACAGUCCGUUCGCAUCGAUGUGUCUUUCUGAGAUGGUCUCGGACUUCUUAGACGAUCCGGCCACCGCCAUAACUGCUCCCAAGGGCGGCAUGCGCGUCAGCGACCGUUAUGAUUCCGCCGCCGACACCGCGUGCGGGCUCGCAGCCCUGCAAGGAACUGGUGCUGCGCCGCUCAAGGGCGCACCCGUGUCCACGUGGUCCCAGCGCGUGUGCGGAUGCGGCAGUCCGUGGUGCCGCGAAGGCCAGCAUUGCAAUUCUGCAAGGACGGCUAUGGAGGACCGCGAGGGCGGCGGCUACGAUGUCGCGCAGCUCACUCAAAUGGUCGAGUCGCUAGGCGUGUGCCAGACGGCUGAGGAGUGUCGCCUCUUCGUGGACGUCCUAGCGGCACUCAAAGAAGCUCGAAGAUCCCCUUCACCCAGCGCGCCUGCCAAUGCUGCUUCGCACCCCCGAAGCUUCGACACGGGAGCAGGAGAAGCCAAGUCAGCAGGCGAGAAGAAGACAGCAGGAGCGGCGGGGAGUGGAGCGAGCGAGCUAGGAGGGGGGGCUGGCGGACUGCCUGCUAGUGGGCGAGCGCGCGCUGAUGUGGUGCAAUGGCUGCAGGCGAAGGGUUACGAUGCGGCUCUCUGCGAAUCCCAGUGGGGCCACCGGAAAGGCCUUCCGGGAGGGAGCCACGAGUACAUUGACGUCAUUGUGGGCUCAUCCUCGUCUCGCACUGCAUCCACACCAAGACCAGCACCACCAGCGCAAGAGCCUACCACCAGCAGGCAGUGGCCUUCACCCAUGGGAGCCCCCCUUCCACCUGCGUCAUCAUUCGGCGCUGCCACGCGUCUCCUGGUGGACAUUGACUUCCGGGGUCAGUUCCACGUGGCCCGGCCGAGCCUGGAGUACGCGUCCCUGCUGCAGGCAACUCCGCUGAUCUUUGUGGGGCGCUCGGAGCGCUUGCAGCAGCUGGCGGACAUGCUGUGCUCUGGCAUGCACCGCUCGCUGCUGGCCCAGGGCAUGCAUGUUCCGCCAUGGAGGCGCGCUGAUUACCUGAGAGCCAAAUGGGCCCAGGGGUACAGGCGCCUGCCAACUAAUAUUGAAGAUGGCGUGCAGGGGAAGAGGGAGAAAGAGGCAGUUUCAGCUGAAUUGAAGGCUCAUAGAAUACCUGUGCCUGCGGCUGAGGCACAUGUGGGUGUCAAAUGGACGAAGCAGGUUGGUGGAGGGUUUCAUGCCGGAAGCACACAUGCCGGUCCGUGCAAUGUCACGGUUCCAGCCCAUGAAUGCAAUGGAGAGCUGGUAGGAGCAUGGGCGUCUGGAGCAGUGGGCGGUUCACAAUCACAGACUAGAGCAGCAAUGACAGCACGGCUUGUGGGGCACAUGCGCCCUUACCCACUGCUGCAUUAAAGAUGCCGAUAUCUGAGUAUCUCCAACGCCCUUGGGCAUGAGGACACGGUGGCUGGAGGGGUGCUGAGUGCUGGUGAUGGGAUGUUCUGCGCCCAAUGGUACACUCCAGGACGCUAGUGUAAUAAUCAUUUUGCCUCCCUUUUGUAAGUUUUUUCGAGUUAUUAUUAACAAUUGAGAGGU